Molecule: messenger RNA, 1641 nt
Organism: Acomys russatus (golden spiny mouse)
Lineage: Eukaryota; Metazoa; Chordata; Mammalia; Rodentia; Muridae
Gene: Tubb4a
Product: tubulin beta 4A class IVa
Biological process (GO): microtubule cytoskeleton organization; mitotic cell cycle
Cellular component (GO): microtubule; cytoplasm
Molecular function (GO): GTPase activity; GTP binding; structural constituent of cytoskeleton
Source: RefSeq, a predicted model, not a curated record
UGCCAGCGACCGGGGCGGUGACGCGGUACUGGCUGCACGAAUAUAGAGGCGCCCGGGGGCCGCAGAUACAGAGCUCCGCGGCCACCUCAUCCAGUCUCCAGAGACAGAGCCACAGCGGUCCGUCGACACCCGCCCAUCAGCAGCUACCAGCAGCGCCACCACCAUGCGGGAAAUCGUGCACCUGCAAGCCGGGCAAUGCGGCAACCAGAUUGGGGCCAAGUUCUGGGAAGUUAUCAGCGACGAACACGGCAUUGACCCCACCGGGACCUACCAUGGAGACAGUGACCUCCAGCUGGAGAGAAUCAACGUCUACUACAAUGAGGCCACAGGUGGAAAUUAUGUCCCCAGAGCCGUGCUGGUUGACCUGGAACCAGGCACCAUGGACUCCGUCCGCUCCGGCCCUUUUGGCCAGAUCUUCCGGCCAGACAACUUUGUAUUUGGUCAAUCAGGAGCUGGCAACAACUGGGCCAAGGGUCACUACACCGAGGGCGCGGAGUUAGUGGAUGCCGUCCUGGACGUGGUGCGUAAAGAGGCUGAAAGCUGCGACUGUCUUCAGGGCUUCCAGUUGACCCACUCGCUGGGCGGUGGCACCGGCUCUGGCAUGGGGACCCUGCUCAUCAGCAAGAUCCGGGAGGAGUUCCCAGACCGGAUCAUGAACACGUUCAGCGUGGUGCCAUCGCCCAAGGUCUCUGACACGGUGGUGGAGCCCUACAACGCCACCCUCUCCGUGCACCAGCUGGUGGAGAACACAGAUGAGACCUACUGCAUCGACAACGAGGCCUUGUACGAUAUCUGCUUCCGCACGCUCAAGCUGACCACGCCCACCUACGGAGACCUCAAUCACCUGGUGUCGGCCACCAUGAGUGGGGUGACCACUUGUUUGCGCUUCCCGGGCCAGCUCAACGCAGAUCUGCGCAAGCUGGCCGUGAACAUGGUACCCUUCCCUCGUCUCCACUUCUUCAUGCCUGGAUUCGCACCCUUGACCAGCCGUGGCAGCCAGCAGUACCGGGCCCUCACCGUCCCUGAGCUGACGCAGCAAAUGUUCGAUGCUAAGAACAUGAUGGCUGCAUGUGAUCCGAGACACGGUCGAUACCUGACAGUGGCCGCUGUCUUCCGGGGACGGAUGUCCAUGAAGGAGGUGGACGAGCAGAUGCUAAGUGUGCAAAGCAAGAACAGCAGUUACUUCGUGGAGUGGAUCCCCAACAAUGUGAAGACGGCCGUGUGUGACAUCCCGCCCCGGGGCCUGAAGAUGGCGGCCACCUUCAUCGGCAACAGCACUGCCAUCCAGGAGCUUUUCAAGCGCAUCUCUGAGCAGUUCACUGCCAUGUUCAGGCGCAAGGCCUUCCUGCACUGGUACACGGGCGAAGGCAUGGACGAGAUGGAGUUUACGGAAGCGGAGAGCAACAUGAACGACCUGGUGUCAGAGUACCAGCAGUACCAGGAUGCCACGGCUGAAGAGGGCGAGUUUGAAGAAGAGGCGGAAGAGGAGGUGGCUUAGGUCUUCCGCCAUCACUCUGCCCCUGGGGCACACCAGCAAAGCUUUGACCCUGAGCAUCCCAUGAGCAUCUUCACCUUGAGGGGCCACGCCCAGAGCCCAGGUUGCAUCUACCUGCUUUAACCUCUGAACCCCACCUUCUCUCC